AUGUGGCUGUGCCGACACAUCUGCAAGGGCCGUAUCUUCUGUGCCCUGUGUCCCGCCACCACCACGAGCACCAGCACCACCACGACGGCGAAGCCGGAAGCCGGCCCCCCCGCCGCCCCUGCCGGCGGUCCAGCCGCCGCCCCCGGUGCCGCCCCCGGCGCCGCCCCCGCAGCCGCCCCCGCAGCCGCCCCCGGCGCCGCCCCCGCAGCCGCUCCAGCCAGCAAUGCCACGGCCACGGGAAAGUGGAAUAGAGGAAUGAAAAAUAAAUGGGCAUCUGUUCGUGACCAACUAAGGAAGACCGUGCAGAAAAGGAAAACUGUUUCAGGACAAGCUGCAGUUCAUCAACAUAAAUACAAGUAUGAAGAUCUCUUAACGUUCCUGCUACCUUACAUGGUAGAACGAGAAACAGUUUCCAAUGUUCCUUACACGCAAGACAAUAAUGAGCAUAAACAAGAAUCAAAUACAGAUUCCCAAGAGGAGCAGUCUAUUGUUGAAAACGAAAAAGAGUCUAUGCAAGAAGACAUUGCAGAUGAAGAAUGGAUCAUUAAAACCCAGGAUAGUGAAACAGAGAAUUUGAUAGAGCGCACUUGGCAUUCCCAGACGCCCUCAGCUCAUUCGUCCGUCACUUCAAAGAAGAACACGUUUAUGAAACCACCACUGAAACGAAAAUUUCAGCGUGAGGUUAAACCACAAGAAUCUGCAUCAAGCCAGCUCAUGUCUUACAUUUUGGCAGAAAAAAAAUCUGAAAAACAGAGAGAUAUACAAAACCCAAUUGAUGCUUUUUUGGCUGGUAUAGCACCAGCCCUAAAAUCGUUGCAUCCACUACUUUUUCAUCAAGCUAAAAGUAGGAAUUUUUCAAUUGUACAAGACUUUGAACUGAAGCAACUCAUGAAUGACGUAUCAGUCCAUCAAUUCACUCCAUCAUCCUCCAAUUCCUCAGCAAAAUCUGUUUCAACACCAUAUCCUUCACCUGUGGAAAACGAGUCAACAGAAACUACACAGCAGCUUUUGGAUCUGCAAAGGGAUUCGCACAAUUCGUAUAUAAAUAACCAAAGCCAUCAUCCUCCAAGUUCCCCUGCAUCCUCAUCAGCUUCAGAAACUAAUUCACUGAAUAGUCCUCAUUUGUUUUUCUUAGGGUAG
Schistocerca nitens (vagrant locust) is the source of this 1140-nucleotide messenger RNA. It is a transcript of the gene Mst57Da, whose product is annotated as troponin I. NCBI's taxonomy places the organism in Eukaryota, Metazoa, Arthropoda, Insecta, Orthoptera, Acrididae. The record is from RefSeq and is a predicted model, not a curated record. The transcript has 3 exons. Bases 1 to 1140 code for a protein of 379 amino acids.